Messenger RNA from Leptosia nina, 1893 nucleotides. The record is from the annotation of a GenBank genome assembly. Lineage: Eukaryota; Metazoa; Arthropoda; Insecta; Lepidoptera; Pieridae.
AUGUCUGUACCAACGGUGACUGUCAACGAAUUGUCCAAGGGCAUCGAGGACAAUUCUGGUGAUGAAACAGUGAAGAAGGUUCUAGAAGGAAUUCUUAAUGACUGGAUGGAUCUACAGUACGCGAAGAGUACGCCCUACACAAUGGGAGAAGAAGUGGUGCCAUCACGCUGCACGAUAGAAGACGUAGACAGCGCUAUAUCAAGUGAUGCAGAGCAGAAAUUUAAGGAUAUCUUCAAGAAGAUCUCCGAAACGCAGCAUAGCGUGAAGGCGAAAAUUCGGCACGAUGAAGAAGAACCAGCACCAGAACCAGUACCAGAGCCAGAAGAGCCUGUACCCGAGCCAGAAGAACCAGUACCAAAGCCAGACGAGCCUGCACCAGAACCAGAAGAGCCUGUACCAGAACCAGAAGAGCCUGUACCGAAACCCGAAGAACCAGUUCCAGAGCCAGAAGAGCCUGCACCAGAGCCAGAAGAGCCAGUUCCAGAACCAGAAGAGCCUGCACCAGAACCAGAAGAGCCUGUCCCAGAACCAGAAGAGCCUGCACCAGAACCAGAAGAGCCUGUCCCAGAACCAGAAGAGCCUGCACCAGAACCAGAAGAGCCUGUCCCAGAACCAGAAGAGCCUGCUCCAGAACCAGAAGAGCCUGUCCCAGAACCAGAAGAGCCUGCACCAGAACCAGAAGAGCCUGUCCCAGAACCAGAAGAGCCUGCACCAGAACCAGAAGAGCCUGUCCCAGAACCAGAAGAGCCUGCACCAGAACCAGAAGAGCCUGUCCCAGAACCAGAAGAGCCUGCACCAGAACCAGAAGAGCCUGUACCAGAACCAGAAGAGCCAGUUCCAGAGCCAGAAGAGCCUGCACCAGAACCUGAAGAACCUGUCCCAGAACCAGAAGAACCUGCACCAGAACCAGAAGAGCCAGUUCCAGAGCCAGAAGAGCCAGCACCAGAACCAGAAGAACCUGUGCCUGAACCAGAAGAGCCUGUUCCAGAACCAGAAGAACCUGUACCUGAACCAGAAGAGUCAGAAGAAUCGAAAGAGUCUGAGGAGUCUGAGUCAUCUGAGUCAUCUGAAUCCGAUGAAUCUAGCGAUUCUGAAGACAGUGAUCAGCCAGAUAAACCUGAACCAGAACCAGAAGAACCUGUACCGGAACCGGAAGAACCAGUUCCUGAGCCAGAAGAGCCUGCACCAGAGCCAGAACCGGAACAGCCAGAAAUCAUCCCAGACCCAGAACCCGAGCCAGAACCUAUCCCAGAUCCAGUUCCUGACGAACUAUAUAAUGAUGGCUUAGUCCAAAUCAACGUUAACAAGCCCGAAAAUGGUGUCCUCUCCAGUGUAAAAGAUUGGCUCAACUCGACAGGAAUUUGUUUUGAAAAAUUAAGGUAUAACUUCGACAUGAUGAAGAUAUUCGUGCUGAUGUCUUUGUUCCUGGCGAUCGCUUUGGCGUUUCCCGCAAAAUUGGCAAACACAAAUAAUAUUUUAUCAAACAAGUUAGCAUCCGAACCAGUAGAACUAGCACCAGAGUCAUCCGAGUCUAAUAAACUUAUCCCAGUACCAGAACCUGAGCCAGAAAUUAUCCCCCUGCCGAGGCCUGAGCCCGAACUCAUCCCAGUACCAGAACCCGAGCCAGAAAUUAUCCCCCUGCCGAGGCCUGAGCCAGAACUCAUCCCAGUACCAGAACCUGAGCCAGAAAUUAUCCCCCUGCCGAGGCCUGAGCCAGAACUCAUCCCAGUACCGGAACCUGAGCCAGAAAUUAUCCCCCAGCCGAGGCCUGAGCCCGAACUCAUCCCAGUACCAGAACCUGAGCCAGAAAUUAUCCCCCUGCCGAGGCCUGAGCCAGAACUCAUCCCAGUACCAGAACCUGAACCAGAAAUUAUCCCCAUGCCAAGGCCUUAA